AUGGUCGACCCAGAAUCACAAAGACGACCUCUCUACCAACAGGACGCGUAUACUCCAUGGGAUGAUGAUGUGGCGAUGAACGAGUUGGCACAGGCAAAACGCGUGUCUGACAUCGCAAAGGCCUUGUUAAGACUAUUGGCCAAGGAACUUCAGUCCUGCCAGCCACCUCACUCAGCUCAUAUCCAUCUUAGCGGAUUCAGUCAGCCCGAAAUUGAUACUCUGAUCUCACUAUGUAGCCACAAUGGCUCAGUGAGAUGGCAUCGCGUCUCCUGGAGCAAUCAGAGUCACAAGGAUCUUCCAAGAAUGGGAUUGGAAGAUCGGAGGCAAAACAUUUGUACAAUUCUGAAGCGGUCCUGCAAAUUCAAAAGGCACCUGCGCAUUCAAGUAUCCCAUGAUGGCUCAUGGCAUCCAAUAGACGCUCCAGGCGGUCGCCUGAAAGACAUUGCUAUGGCUCCAACCCUGAAGUUAGAGGAGCUGCUCCAUGCAAAGGGUGGAUCAAGAUCUUCUUCUAUCAGGUUGUUGAAGAAGGAUAGGCUAAUCUUAGCCAAAUCAAUCACGAGAUCCUUGUUUUAUCUCAUUGGGAGUCCGCUUUUGUCGGAGGUGUGGAAAACUGAGGCCAUCUACGUCGCCCAACCUCAUGACCCACGGACCGAUAUUUACAAACCUUACGUUGUACGAGAGAUCACCAAAGAGAUGAUGCUGAAAGAGAUCGGGGGCUCAGCAUUUGUGCUUCAUCUAGCAGUCAUCCUCUGGGAGUUGUUAUUCGGCCGAAGAAUUGUAAUUUUACCAGAAGACGAAGAGCAUGAUGGCGAGGAUGAGAACAUAUCACUGUUCAACGCCCUCGGCCGUGAAGAGUGCGAUUUACGGGAAUCUUGUAUCGAGAAACCUUUCCUGGACAUCAUAGCCAACUGUCUUGAUCUCUACCCCGAGAAUGAGUUGGAUGAUCAGGAGUUGCGAAGCAAGGUGUACUGGAACAUUUUGAAGCCGCUCCAGACCUAUGUUGAGGCUUACCAGCCUGAUAUACCAGCAGCAAGUGCCUAUCACACAGCCUCUCGACUAUCUCAGAAGUACGAGGACAAAACAACGAGGGAGAGUUCUCGAACACGCACCUCGUUACUUGGACCAUCUGCAGCACACGAUCCUUAUCCCUCCAUCAAGAGCAAGGUGCACUUUAUCAACAAGCGCUUGGCUUAUUGUGGCGAUGCCCACAAGAUCAAUUGGACGCCAAGAGACCUUCGGUCCUUAUCAGAGGAGCCUGGACCCGAUGCCAAUGGGAGGUUUCCGCCUUAUGUGUUGCCUCAGAUGCUAUCCAGUGAAACAACCUCGACUCCGUCUCUAAGGCGUCUCAAGCAUGAUGACUACAGGAUUGGCAUAGUAUGCGCGCUUGCCAAGGAGCACCUAGCAGUUCGGUCACUCUUCGAUGAGAAACACCAGCAUCUCGAGAUUCCUCUAGGAGAUACAAAUCAAUAUGCCUUGGGUCGCCUGGCUCAUCACAAUGUUGUUACUGCCUGUCUGCCGGCGGGAAACUACGGCACAAGCCCCGCGGCUCAGAUCAUGACCAACAUGAAAAGGACCUUUACUUCAGUGGAACACUACCUUUUAGUGGGGAUUGGCGGCGGAGUGCCAACCAAAGAAAAUGAUAUACGCCUUGGAGAUGUGGUGGUGAGCCUUCCAGAAGGAGGUUUUCCGGGAGUCAUCCAGUACGACCGUGGGAAGGAUGUCGAAAACGGCGACUUCGAACAAACUGGUGCUUUACCACCUCCUCCACAUGCAUUACUGAAUGUCAUAAGCGACCUGCGAUCUGAUCCGGAUCUCCCUUCUGACCCUCUGCAACCGCAUAUCAAGAGAAUAUCAGACCUUCGGCCGGAGUACGGACACCCAGGAGCAGGGAAGGACAAGCUUUUACAAGUUGAGGCUGUCUCUUUAAAUGGUUCAACUCAGAAAAACGAUGGGUGGCAUAAUAGUCACGCAGUCGAAAUCAGGAGUCAGCCAAAGAUCCACUACGGGUUGAUCGCAUCAGGAAACCAAGUCAAAAAGAAUCCGGCGUCGAGAGACCGCCUGGGUCAGAAAUACAAUGCGCUUUGCGUCGAGAUGGAGGCGGCUGGGAUAGCGAGUGUUACCCAGUGCCUUGUCAUCCGGGGCAUAUGUGACUAUGCAGACUCGGACAAGAACAAAGUCUGGCAGGAGUAUGCGUCUGCUACUGCUGCAGCUUAUGCUAAGCUGCUUCUCUCCAAUCUGAGACGUCAAGCCUGA
Molecule: messenger RNA, 2253 nt
Organism: Aspergillus terreus NIH2624
Lineage: Eukaryota; Fungi; Ascomycota; Eurotiomycetes; Eurotiales; Aspergillaceae
Product: 5'-methylthioadenosine/S-adenosylhomocysteine nucleosidase family protein
Exons: 1
Coding region: 1-2253 (750 amino acids)
Biological process (GO): nucleoside metabolic process
Molecular function (GO): catalytic activity
Source: RefSeq, a predicted model, not a curated record